CCACAGAGAGGCUGAGACACCUGUGUCCCCUUGGCAGCCAGAGGUGAGUAGGGGACAGCCAGGAGACCUAGGCAGGGUGGAUGGGGUGGGUUUGCCCCAAGCAGCAGCUCUACUAGAUGAGCCUGUGGAUCCAGGCUGUGGAAUCUGAGGCAGGGGUCAUGUGAGAUGACCUGAAAGGUUGACCCCAGGCCCAGUGGGUUCUCUAGGCCCAUUACCUCUAAGACUUGGCAGCCAUCUGCCAUACACAAUAAGCUCAGACAUGAUGCCCCCACUCCCCACCUGCCAGCAAGGCCAGACGUAAUCACCUGGCCCUGAAACCUUAUAAGUUCCUGCAGGGAGGAGAGAAAUGGAGAUGAGGAGAGGAGUCAUGCAGGACCUUCAAGAGCAGGUCCUCCAAGCCAUUGUCCACUCCUCCUAGACUCGUCUUUCCUCUGCUCCAGUCCACACGCUGGCCUCACCCCCAUCUCGCCUUCCCCCAGGCUGACCUACAAGAGGGAGCCUUAAGAAGGCUCAUCAGCCUCGGUCUGCACAGCUGUGAAAUGCAGACAGCACCCCCCCCCCCCUCGCCCCGGCUGACAGAGGGCUCUUCUGGGGACCCCCAUGGAGUUUAGGAGCAAAGACAUUUAUCAAGCAGCAAAUGGGUACUGAGUCAUAUGCAACCUUUUCUGCACCUUGAACAGAAACUCCUGGAGCCCAGUUCUCACCUUGAGCUCUCCUAGUCCCUCAAGCUGGGCUGAUGCCCUAUCCUGCCUCCUAUGUCCCCUUCGCCCCGCUGGCCGCUUCCCUGCUUCACUCAGCCUCCCACCUGUGUGCUUGGACCACGCUAUCCCUGAGUUCCUCCACCCUCCUUGAAUCCACAGGUCCCCAUCCCAGGACUGGCCAGUGACCCCCCCCCCCACAACCCCUGUUUCUAUGGGAACACCAACCAUGAGCACCUGCCUCCCCCCACAUUUUAGCCCCUAAGUUGUCCUCCCCCAAACCUCUGUGGUCAUGUUGGGCCCUGUCCUGCCAGGUUGGCCCUUCUGCUUUUAAUCCUGAACAGGCUGUGACUAUAAAAGUGUCCCUGUGCUUUCUGGAUCAAGAUGAUGAAGGAGGAGUCGACAGCAAUAGCAUUCUGAAGCUAGGAGGGGAUGGGGAGCUGUGACUGAUUUAGGGAAAGCCAAAUACUGAGUUGGCACUGGGAGAAGUGGAGGAAGGUCCCACCAGGCUUACACUGCAGAACUCCAGGAGGCUUGAAAACCAGCAGCCCCCUGGGAGGGGAGACUUCAAACAAAGAUGGCUGGGGAGAGCUACUGGAGAAGCUGUUAGAGCCCCAGCUCUCUCCUCACACAGUGGAUGUCGGUAGAGUCAUUUCUGGGGCAUCCCCACAGUCCCAAAGAAAAGACCUAAGCCCCCACAAAAAAAGCCCAAUCUGAUGACGUUACUGGGAAGAGGACAAGCCCCAGCCACGCACAUGCUCAGAGCUUCCCAUCAGUGUUUAAGAUCACUGCUCUUCAUCAGGAGCUGGCAGCCAGGGAUUCCUAGGCAUCCAAAGAAACCAAAAAGGCAGAUGCAAUUUAGGAUUGAAUAAGUCAUGGUUCAGCCACUUGAUGUUUGGAAGCAAAACUGAGCCCGUCCUACAGUCAGAUUUUAAAAACGAUAACACUGCCUAUGGAGAUAAUCUAAAAAUAAAAGUCACCCUUACUUGUUCUGGUCCCCAAAGUAAAUGAAAGCUUGAGCACAUCCCAUAAACCUAGACCAAAACCUGCAUCCCUCACUUUGCAAUACUGAUAUCUGAAGACAUGUCUGAGAUUCUGAGGGUAUAAAUAAUGGGACAGUCUCCUCAUCAGUAAAUGGGUGCCCACCCGAGUCUCUGUGUCCCAGCAAGUCCGCAGGGGGCUCAGCAGAGGAAGAAUGAAGGUCCCCAGCACCCUCCUCACUAGAGAAAUUCCCGGAGAUGGAGGAGGAAGCCCACGGAUCAGGCCCGCCUUCCCGGCCAGACGUCGCUGCCUCCUGGGACCAUGUGGAGGCGUCUCGAACUACACUACCCAGGCAGCCACUUCCGUCCUCCCUGGCGGACAGGGCUACGCUCCGGCCGUUGCCUUGGAGAUAGCGAGAGGCGGGCGGAUGUGCUCUGACGGUUACCAAGGGGACGGCUGGACGAAGAGAAGGAAGCCUCGGGAAGAGCGUCGAGGGAGGAGCCUCGGCGGAGUACCAGCUCUGAUUGGCCGAAGGGACACGGUACUCCCCACUCCUCCCCUCGCCCGCCAAUAGGAACCGGGUCCGUUGUGCACAUGCGCAGGAUUCUAAGGUACCGUCCAUCACGGCAGUCGGUGAGUCGAAGGGCUCGGAUAUAAAGAAAAAGCGGCCACCAGUGAGGGGAGGGAAAUCCCCAAACUCUGCGAUUCUGCAGGCUCCUCUAAGAGGGACGGAGCGCCUCUCAGUCUUGAAAGGCCUCUCAAAGCGACCGUCCGCUGGCGGAGGCCACGACUGUCCUUGCUUGCUGAGGCUCAUGGGAAACGUAGUCCAAGGGGGGGGGGGGGUGCCUUCUGCGCAGGCGCAUGAUUGGCCAGGGCGGUGUCGCCAGGGCAACGCGCGGAGGGGCGGGCCGGUGCGGUCGGCGGAAGGCGGGCGAGGGGGUCGCGGUGCCACUCACCGGAAGUGGCCUCAGGGCGCCGGCGCGGCGGUCCAGGUCCCUCUUGGUGGCUCCAAGAAGACUUCUGGUACAACAAUGCCAUCCCCACUGGGCCCCCCAUGCCUGCCCUCCGUGGACUCCUUGGCCACCCUGGAGGAGCCUGAGGCAGCACGCCUGCGUUUCCGGGGGUUCUGCUACCAGGAGGUGGCGGGUCCCCAAGAGGCCCUGGCCCAGCUCCGGGAGCUUUGCCGCCAGUGGCUGCAGCCAGAGGUGCGCUCCAAGGAGCAGAUGCUGGAGCUGCUGGUGCUGGAGCAGUUCCUGGGCACCCUUCCCCCUGAGAUCCAGGCCUGGGUGCGGGGACAGAGGCCAGGCAGCCCUGAGGAGGCUGCAGCCCUGGUCGAGGGCCUGCAGCAUGACCCUGGGCAGCUGCUGGACUGGAUCACAGCCCAUGUCCUGAAGCAAGGGGUGCUUCCAGCAGCACAGAAGACAGAGGAGUCUUUGGGGGGCCCCCCCACUUCAGGGACGGUGGAGGCCCUCAAAGCAGCCUCUGGCGAGGAGCCACAGGACGCCCAGAUGGAGGGAUCUGCCCAGCUCAGCUGCAGCGUGAAAGAGGAGCCUGAUGCUGAUAGGCAGGAGAUGGCACCCUCCAGUCCCCCAAAUCCAGCCCCAUCCCAUGAAGGGCGCCUUGAACACUGGGAACUGGCCUCUGCAUCCUUCCACCCACCCAGGAUUCAGGUGAGGACCGGCCGCGCCCCCAGGCCCUUCCCUGUGCGCCUCCAGCGCGUGUUCGCGUUCCCCCGCCUUCCCAAGGGCGCCCUUGCCACUGGCCGGUGCCCCGACUCGCCCCGGCCGGCACUGGCGCUGACCGCCCCGCCCGGCAGGGUUGCCGCCCCCGCGGCGGGAGGCGCCGGCCGAGUCGGAGCCGCGGGCGCUGAGUGCGGGGACCGAGGGCCCAGGAAGCCUGCGCACGGGAGACGAAAGCCAGAGCCCCCGCGAGGGUCCGGCCGGCCGCCCGGAGGCCCGGCCGCUACGGGGCCCCGCGUCUGGCUCCUGGGAGGGCCCGUCCGGGGCCGCCGCGCCCGCCCCGCUGUCGCCGGGGCCCGCUGGCCGGGGGAUGCCCCCCGCGCGCUCCGCACCCGCGGCCCCGGGGGCGCGGCCGGAGCCGGGCGGCCCGCGAAGGAAGCCCUACACGUGCGAACAGUGCGGCCGCGGCUUCGACUGGAAGUCGGUGUUUGUCAUCCACCACCGCACACACGCGGGCGCACGGGUGCCGGCCCCGGCCGGCGGGGCCGCGGAGAAGCCGCCGCAGAGUCCCCGGGAGCCGGGCGCGCCCCGCCACCCCCGGCGCGCGCCCCCGGGCCCGCGGAGCUACGCGUGCGAGGAGUGCGGGCGCAGCUUCAGCUGGAAGUCGCAGCUGGUCAUCCAUCGCAAGAGCCACGCCGGCCAGCGGCGCCACUUCUGCGGAGACUGCGGCCGCGGCUUCGACUGGAAGUCCCAGCUGGUCAUCCACAGGAAGAGCCAUCGGCCCGAGGCCCCCUGAGCCUCGCCUCAGGGGCCCGCUGCUCGGCCUCAGUCUGGGAGAUUGGACUCAAUCAGACUUCCCGGGGGUCCCCUGCCCCUGGCUCAGUCUCCCCCAAAAAAGCCACCUGGGUGCAAAGAAAAGAAGCGCCCCGCCCCCCCUCCCAAUCUAGAGUGAGGCCUGGGUUCAAUCCACCGCUGACCAGUGGCAGCCAGGUGACUUCCAGGCUCCGAGCUCCCCACCUGUGACAUGGUGCAGGCUGACGACUCUCCCUGCCCCUGGGACCUCCCUGGCCCCUGGUGGAUGCUCAAAAACUGCCCCUUCCCACACCUGAAAGCGGCUGGGCCAAGGUCUGUGUGUGGAAGGUGCCCGAAAACCCUGGAGAGCAUGGCCUGCUUCUGUUUGCAGGCAGAUGGAAGACUAAUGGCCCUCUAUGUGCGUUUUAGAUUUUUAGCAAAUACCACUUUUAUAAUGAAGUUUUUGCGUAAGAAUCCUCAUUUCUGGCUUCUGCUGAUCACAAGAUCAGCUGGAACCACAGAGCAGCCAUACCCACAGGAAGGGCCCACAGUCCUGGACCCCCAGCCUACCUUGUUCCUUGGUUGCCCACGUCACUCCCUGGUGUUCUCUUUUGACCUCUCAAAUCCCAGCUUGAGUGGACACUAAGGGAGCUUCCUUUCCAAUAUGGAUGGACAAGGGUGGCCUCUGAGAAAAGGGGCCAUAAACGUGUCACUUAGCCAUGCACGCCUGCAUGAGGGCUGCACCCCCACAGCCCACGCAGUUGGUCAGUCGGUCACAAAACAAGAGAACAAAGGAUCAGCUGCCUGCUGCCCACAGAGGUCGGUCUGGAUUCCUGGGCAGUUGUUUGGGACU
Messenger RNA from Equus quagga, 5003 nucleotides. It is a transcript of the gene ZNF446, whose product is annotated as zinc finger protein 446. The transcript has 6 exons. The coding region runs from base 2492 to 4381 and encodes 629 amino acids. The record is from RefSeq and is a predicted model, not a curated record. Gene Ontology annotation, biological process: regulation of DNA-templated transcription. Lineage: Eukaryota; Metazoa; Chordata; Mammalia; Perissodactyla; Equidae.